Molecule: messenger RNA, 3969 nt
Organism: Cervus elaphus (red deer)
Lineage: Eukaryota; Metazoa; Chordata; Mammalia; Artiodactyla; Cervidae
Gene: SMIM5
Product: small integral membrane protein 5
Exons: 6
Coding region: 1027-1263 (78 amino acids)
Source: RefSeq, a predicted model, not a curated record
GCUCCAUUGACUGCUCGCAGAUGCGGGCUGGGGUCGGCCCCUGUCCUGCUCCGGGCACCGCCUGGUCUGCUGGGGUGGCACGACCAGCCAAAUGUCAAACAGCCCCACCGGCCGCUGGGCUGCUGUGGAGCCUGUCCCUGCUGGCUAGGCCAGGAAUGUGGAGACAGCCCCAGUGGACACUGUCGAGAAAAGAUCAGCAGCGUCCUUUCUCCUCCGGGGCCACCCCCAAGGGACGGGCUAAGCCCGGGCGACUCCCUGGUCACUCGGAACUCCCAAGUCCUUCCCCGAGAUGCUGCCCCAGAAGGCUGACGGCCUGGGUGGUCUGGCAGCUCCCCCACUUUCUUUCCCAGGAGAAGAGAGGAGGAGGACCUGCUGGGGAGUCGCCUGAAGGACAGAUUGGGGGCUGAGGGACAUGGGCCCUCCCAAGGGGGCCGCGGGGUGCGAAGGGCUAGAGAGCUGCAAGCCCCCCUCCCUCCCGACUCUGCCACUCAGGUGGAGCCUCCUAGAGGUCAUCCUUGCCAGGGAACGUGCGAGUCGCCCUCCUCUUUCAUCAGCUCGCAGCCCAGGCCCAGCCCACACCCGCCCGGAGGGAGGAGAGGAAGAGGAGGAGGAACAGGAGGGCCGCGCAGACCUCGGGGCAGGGAGCGGGCACAGGAAACCUGCAGGACGCUGUCCCGGCAGGGAUUCCCUCCGGGCACAGCGGUGGCACUGGCUCCCCACUUGAGCGGCUGCCCCGUGUAAUGUGACACUUGGAUCUCCAGGACGACCAACAACAAAAAAGCGGAGGGAGGCCGAGACAGCGGCUGGCUGUCAACAGCCAGGAGCUCCGCUGCGCUGAGCAGAGGCACCGGGGGAGCACAGCCGCGGGUCAGGAGAGACGCGUCCGCAAAGGAAGGAAGAGGUGUGAGCCGACCGGGGAGGCAGGCGGGAGAGACACUCGAGGCCGCUGGCGGCCCUGCACCUGUGGCCGCCCCCGCCGCACCUGACUCGCAGCCCAGGAGGCACCCAACAGGGACCCGGCACAGCAUGGCAGCCAGCGACCUUGUGCAGGAGUUACACUCCAUCGGGGACAGGCUGCUGCUUAAGCUGCAGAGGCUGCCGCAGGCCGAGCCCGUGGAGAUCCUGGCUUUCUCAGUCCUGGUGGUUUUCACAGCCACCGUGGUGCUGCUGCUACUGAUUGCCUGCGGCUUCUGCUGCUGCCAGUACUGCUGCCCCAGGCGGAGAGGCAGGAGGACCCAGGUGGGACCCAUGACCCCACUGUGAGGGCCAGGGGCUGACCGAGAAGCGGAGAGGAGACCGCCAGCGCCACGGCCCAGGUGUCAGCCGGGCCCCGCAGCCCUCGCCCCUCAAGACAAAGACCCACAGCUCAGCCCCGGCCAAGCCCAGGGACCCGGACACCGAUGGAGGCCUGGGGCCUCAGCAAGGACACCGGCUGUUUUGGCCACAGAAUUCUCACCUGCAGGGCGCCCAGGAGGGAUCAAAGGUUUCAAAGACAGAAAACCACCAGAGAUUCUUUGCCGACCUGCACUUUUUAACAAAGCACAGAGCAUGGUGCCCGUACUUGGAGAACAGCCCCCAUCUGUGGGGAGCUGGCCCUUGGGGGUCCCAAGCCAGAGAGGAGCAGGUCAAUCAGAGGGGCUCUGUGCAGGAGCUACCGGGUCCCAAGCGCCCCCCAGAGUAGGGAACAUGUGUGUUCUAUUCCAGGGUUUGCCUGCUUCUUUCCAGUAAAGGCUUUCUGGUUACGCGUUUCCGCAGCACCCCACUCCCCGGGCUGGGCCCUGUGCAUCGGGAGUGCGAUGUGCCAGGACCCCGGGGGUGUGGCCAGUGUCUUCUCCUUGCAGCUUCUGUUCUCCCUGUGCCCACGGAAGCUGGAGAAACACACAGGCAAGAAUGCCACGUGGGGGGGCGUGGAAGGGGGUAAGACUCCGGAACCAGGGGAGGGCUGCAGGGCCCCUCCUGCCGAGCGCCGCCUCCCAGGUGCCUGGUCGGCUACGACGGAAGCUGCAUCUGCCGCAGGCAGGUGCCGGGCUCAAGAAUGCCACACCACAGUCACCACCGCCAUUAGCUGUAGGCAGCACGCCCUUGUCCUAGCAGGUCCUCCCAAACUUCCGGAAUAAGACAGGUGAGGUCCCUACUGUCAUCCAUAACCUGCCUCCCGACCACACCAUCCUCUCCCCAAUGGGCCAGACGGUCUGGGUUCAAAUCCUUGCCACCCCGCCAGCCCCCAACCAGCUACGUGAACAGAUGUUAGCAACUCGACCUUCCCCUGCGAAAUGGGGCCAGUCCUGGUACCCGACUCUUGGGGUAAGCCUGUGAGGAUAAACCAAGACGGCCUUGGCAUGGUGACCUGCCCAACACCAGGCAUAGCCUGAGAGCUCCACCGAUACGAAGCAUCCUUAUUUGCCCCUCUAUUUGGGGGGCCGAGCCACAGCAAUGUGGACCCAUUUUAAGGAGCGGUCCUGCUGACACAACCCUGCCCCGCCUCCUGCCCUCCAAUUUACUUUCUCUGCACAGAAUUUUCCAGAUAGAGCUAUAAACCCAGGAAUGAGGGUAGGGGAGGCAGAGGCUCCCACAGUACCUGCUGCCCGCCCCCAACACCGGUCAUCAGAGCCAUGAAGAGCCCUGUGUUCCUACACACCUCCGGCGUCUCGGCCUGUGCAGCCUGCCCCGGUUGCCUGGAGGCAGAGCCCCAGCUCCUCGGGAAACGGGAGGGGAGAGUGGAUGCCAGCCACCACCACUCCACCGCCUCCAGCUCAGGCCGGCAGCAGAAGCCCUCUCUCCCCGGCUGGCUUCCCUUCCUGGUGUCCAGGGACUUGUCUAAUGGGUUUGGUUUGGGUGGAAGACCCAAAGAGGAAAUGCUUCCACAGAAAAUAAAAGAAAUGCAAGAAUCUAUCUGUACACUCUACCAUUCUACCACCACCAGGAAAGAAUGGGGUUAGGAAUAAUAGUGAUAAUAAUCAUGACAAUAAUGCUGAGAAGGGAGGUGGCUCAGUGCCGCCCCCCUCCCCCAGGCAGUGUCUGAAGCCUCCUGACACAGAUUAAUUCAUUUAAUUAUCACAACAACCUAAUGUCAAAUGGACCAUUAUGAUCCCCUUUUCAAAGGUGAGGAAGUAGGUAACUUGCCUAAACUGGACCAGCUGAACAGUGGCAGGACCCGCCCGUCUGGCUCACCACACCCCAGGCCUCUAGCUGCAGUGCUGAUAAGGCUCACACUCCAUCACCCACCACCUAACAAUCUCAGGCCCCAAAGAGCCGCACCCCACACCCUUCCCUGUGAGUGGGUGUGGUCGAGGAGUUAAGAGCUGGGGUGGGGCCCAUCCACCGCUCCCUCUCAGAAGGAAAACACAGGGAAGGUGGGAGCAUGUGACGCCCUGCCUUUCCCGGGUGCAGCACCCGCAGCUGGAGGGUCCCCAGGAAGCCCUCGGUUCAGAGAACACAGCAGCCUCAUCCUAGUGUGAUCUUCCUUCAGCAGGUUCAUCAGCAUCGAGAACAUCCUUCCUCAGGGUCCAACAUAGCGCUUCAGAGCUCAGACGGUGCAGCUGAGAGGAACAGCUGGGUCCAACCCUCAGAGCAGUAACUUCUUAGCUGUGUGACCUUGCCAGGACACCUCAACCCACACGCCCUGAGCAGCCCCCCAAAACAGCACUGCAAGAGGACAGAACACAGCAGAGGGGGUUCAAAUGGACAGAAUGCUAUCGAAAUACUCCUGGAAGACGGAGUUCUGGCAGAACCCUUGGGACCAGGGGGGCCUGGCAGUGAUCAUCCUGUUCUUCACCACGGUCCUGUCUCUCAUCUUGUUUGCUAUUAUCUUUGGUUUCCUCCCCGUGAACAAAACAACCAACCAGGAUGAAGAGUCGUGACCUGACUUUCUGAAGGCCAAGGGGGCCACUCUCAAAACACUAUGUACUCUUUCUUCAAAGCCCUUUAACAGUCUGGAAUUAAACAUUUUUCAUAUAAUCAUCUGAUAAA